Lottia gigantea (owl limpet) is the source of this 981-nucleotide messenger RNA. RefSeq lists its product as hypothetical. The transcript has a single exon. The record is from RefSeq and is a predicted model, not a curated record. NCBI's taxonomy places the organism in Eukaryota, Metazoa, Mollusca, Gastropoda, Lottiidae. Bases 1 to 981 code for a protein of 326 amino acids.
AUGUUGAAAGUAGCGCCAUCUACUGAGUAUCCAGCACGGGAUAGCGGAACGCACAAUCGUACCGGUCACAUACGCUUACACUUACGGAUACGUAACCAUCCAGUCAGCAUAUCCAGCCUGUUGCGGAACCUGUCUAUUGAAGUUAUAACCGGUUUAGUUUUAGACUUCCAUGUAGUAUCAACUUUUUGCCAUGCCUGCUCAUUUGCAAAAACCAAAUAUGGCAGUGGAAUAGAAUUUGAAGAAUGGUAUUUGAAACAUAAGCCACAUUGCAACAUAAAUUUCAGUGGAUCGUCUAAUGCUAUGGAAGUUGAAGCUGCAAAAGUCCUGUGGUCUAGGUCUUUAGACUCUGGGUUUAGAUACUCCACAUUAAUUAGUGAUGGCGAUUCAAAAUCUUACGAUCACAUUAACAAUUUAAAACUCUAUAAUGUUGAAAAACAAGAAUGUAUCAACCAUGUUGCCAAACGCAUGGGAACAGCUUUGCGAAAAUUAGCCAAAGAUGGCAAAAAACUAGGUGUGGUACUAGGUGGAAAGGGGCAGGGAAAAUUGACUCAAACAACCAUAAAUAAAUUAACAAUUUACUAUGGUAAGGCCAUCAGAGAAAAUCUUGACAAUUUGGAUGCAAUGCGUGAUGCAGUGUAUGCAAGCUUUCUGCAUGCUUUAUCCACAGAUGCAGUACCUCACCACAAUAGGUGCCCCAAAGGAAUAAACUCCUGGUGUUUUUACCAGAGGGCUGUAGCUGUCGGUGAAAAACCAGGUUCACAUAGUGAAUUGGUACAUACUCCCAUCAGCUUGGAAGUUGGGGAUCAUUUAAAAACUGUUUACGAAAGACUUGGGAGCGAAGCAUUAUUAAGACGCUGUUUGGGGGGGUUUACGCAAAAUCCAAACGAAAGUCUGCACGCUAUUAAUUUAUUUGCUCUUCAUGGUUUGCGUGCUGGGGGUGCAUCUAGUGCUGCAAUUGGGGUAUCCCUGAUCGCCUUUUAA